GUGUGUGUGUGUGUGUGUGUGUGUGUGAAGCAAGAUACCGCUGAAAUAAAGAACAGGAAGAGGAGAUAGAACAGCGCUUUCUCUGACACACUUUUUGGACCUCUCGCUGUUUUCGAGUUCCUGUUCUGUCCGUAAGCGAAAGUCCCUCUCAUGGGCAAAGUGAAGGGCAAGUCUGGGACCUUGGCUCGGAGGCCAGACAACUCGGCUUUCAAGCAGCAGAGGCUACCUGCCUGGUCUCCGAUGCUCACGGCUAACACUGUGCUGCCUUUCUUCUACCUAAUGUCUUUGAUAUGCAUGCUGCUGGGAGUAUGGCUGCUUCUUACAGUGCAGAGCACACAGGAAAUAAAGCUGGACUACACUGAGGCCGGGACGUGUAAUAUAUGUUUUGAGAAGCGUGAAAAUGUGAACUAUGCAGCACAGCCCUGCAGCUGCACGGUGGUGUUCAAUAUUGACAAAGCAUUCAAGGGAGACGUCUUUUUCUACUAUGGCCUCCGAAACUUCCAUCAGAACCUCCGCAGAUACAUGGACUCCAGAGAUGAUGGACAGACAGUUGGCAGGAAGAAAAACUUAAAGAACCCAAGUACAUACUGCGAACCCUUUAUUAAAGACCAAAAUGGACUCCCCAUCGCCCCCUGUGGUGCUGUGGCCAACAGCAUCUUCAAUGACUCCUUCACUUUCACGUAUGGUGGUCCCACUGGUCCUCGAGUCCAGGUCCCUCUGUUACGGAAGGGCAUCACCUGGUACACGGACAAAAAUGUGAAGUACCGCAACCCAAAGAAUGAAAACAUGACCCUGGCUCAGGUGUUUGAAGGCACAGCAAAGCCCCUGUACUGGCAGAAGCCUGUGUAUGAACUCGAUCCCCUCGACCCGACCAACAACGGCUUCAUCAAUGACGACCUGAUCGUAUGGAUGAGAGAGGCAGCCUUCCCCAACUUCAAGAAGCUCUAUGGGGUUUUAUACCGAGCCCAGAAACCCUUUAGUAAGGGUCUGCCUGUUGGGAACUACAGCAUCGACAUAUCCUACAACUUCCCAGUGCAGUACUUCCGAGGCAGAAAGGAAGUGGUGCUGACCACGCUGACCUGGUUUGGAGGUCAGAACCAUUUCCUGCCCGUUGCCUACCUCGUAACCAGCUGCCUGAUCCUCCUGAUAGCCAUCGUCCUCACGGUGGCGUGGUACAAGUUUGGGAAGAACGGGAGGAACAUGGAGGAAUGAUGGGGUAAGAUGUGUUCCAGGAUUAUGAGGAGCGAAGAAUUCACCAGCAGCUGAAAAAAGUGAUAAUCGUCGUGCUGAUUAGAAGACAACAAAUCUGAAAUGACAAGAAGGUUGAUGCGAGUGGAUGAAAGGUUAAGGAUAAUGGUUUUAAAAAAGUUAAUUUGGUUCAAAACCACAGCAACAUGUGCUGGAAACAAUUGAAGACAAAAAAAGUCUGACAUCUGGAAAAUGACUUUCCCUAUCAGCUAAAUGAGCCACAUGUGUUAAAGCUUUUAUUGUGAUGAUGUUGCUCUGAAUAACCCACUGAAAUAAAGGUGUUAGUGGAGGCUUCAGGCUUUCUUCA
Molecule: messenger RNA, 1555 nt
Organism: Epinephelus moara (kelp grouper)
Lineage: Eukaryota; Metazoa; Chordata; Actinopteri; Perciformes; Serranidae
Gene: cdc50c
Product: transmembrane protein 30C
Exons: 7
Coding region: 151-1212 (353 amino acids)
Biological process (GO): phospholipid translocation
Cellular component (GO): Golgi apparatus; plasma membrane; endoplasmic reticulum
Source: RefSeq, a predicted model, not a curated record